Cololabis saira (Pacific saury) is the source of this 2396-nucleotide messenger RNA. Its product is annotated as amine sulfotransferase-like. Gene Ontology annotation, cellular component: cytoplasm. Lineage: Eukaryota; Metazoa; Chordata; Actinopteri; Beloniformes; Belonidae. The record is from RefSeq and is a predicted model, not a curated record. The transcript is spliced from 6 exons. Gene Ontology annotation, molecular function: sulfotransferase activity. Gene Ontology annotation, biological process: sulfation. The coding region runs from base 818 to 1714 and encodes 298 amino acids.
CUCUAGUUUUACCGCUUCUAACCUCCUUCUCUGUGAGUGAUCCUGAGGGGGCGGGGCUAUGAUAAUGAGGCUCUGUGCUGAUUGGCUGCUUGAAUGACGUGUAGCAGGGGAGGGAACAAAGCCUCCCUCUGGGCACAAGAGCCGGCUGCGUACACUAUUAAAGCGUGUCCCCAAUAUUAAGGUGUAAACUUCAAACAUUUUACUUUUCUACAAAGGUCAGUCGCCUUUUUUUGCUUCAUGUUCUGUGUUGCAGAGACUGUAAAAACGAAUUCUUCCAUAAUUCCACCUAAUACCUCAUAUACCUCUCUUUAGGACUACAAUCACUACAAGCACACACUUCAUUAACUGUAUUUGGCCUUCAAUCAAUUUUUGGCAGGUAAUAAGACCCAUUUUCAGGGGAGAAAUCAGAUUCUGGCAGAGAAUCACUUUUUGGCACGACACCAGCACACCCGUGGCUACGCCACUGUUUAAGUUCAUACUUCACCUAUAGGUCCAUGGAGCGUGUCAGCGGUGAGAGUUCAAUAUAUUCUAUAUCUGGGAGUCGUCCUGGACCCGACACUCUCCUUCAGGAAGCACAUCAAGAGAGUGUGUAGCUCUGUUAAAUAUGGCUUGGCAAACGUCAGAUAAAUCAGGAACUCAUUGACUGACAGUGCAGCAAUAAUGUUUUUCCAUUCAAUGAUCCUAUCACACAUUGACUAUUGCCUGGAGAUCCUGCCUGGAUCCAACCUGGGCCAGAGUCCUGCAGGAGCCGGUCCAGAACAGCGCUGCUCCUGCUCGUGUCCGGAUCAGUCCCCGGGGGUUCCUGCUCGUGCUUGUCAUGGAUCCCGACCAGAACCAGCCCCCCCACCUCCCGCUGGUCCCCCACAGAGGCUUCAACCUGAUCUCUGGGCUCCACGACCCCGGAGAGGUGGACCUGAUCUCCCGGCUGCAGCUCCGGGACUCCGACCUGUUCAUCGUCACUUAUCCCAAGUCAGGGACCAUCUGGAUGCAGCAGAUCAUGCUGCUGCUGGAGGCGAGGGGGGAUGUGAGCGCCGUCGGCAGCAGCCGCAGCAACGCGGAGCUGGUCCCCUGGAUCGAGGUGAAGGACAACAGCCAGGCCUUCAUGCGGGCUCCGUCCCCCAGGAUGUGUGUCACCCACCUGCUGCACCACUUCCUGCCCCUGGAUCUGAGCCAGAGGAAAGGCAAGGUGAUCUAUGUGGCCAGAAAUCCCAAAGACGUUCUAGUGUCCUACUACCACUUCCAUAAAGUUGCCAACAUGCUGGAAACCCCGAAGAGCUUUGAUGACUUCUUUGAGAAGUUUCUUAGAGGAGAAGUAUUUGGAUGCAGCUGGUUUGAGCACAUUAAGAACUGGUACUCGCACAAGGAUGAGAUGAACAUGCUGGUCGUUAUGUAUGAAGAAAUGAUCCAGGACCUGCGCUCAGCCAUAAAGAGGAUCUCCAUGUUCCUGGGAAAAGAGCUGACUGAAGAGCAGUUGGCCAGCAUGGUGAAGCACAGCACCUUCAGCACCAUGAGGAAGAACCCUCAGGCCAACUAUGAGCAGGUCUCUGGAGAGUUGCUCAGCCACCACCUGGGACGCUUCAUGAGGAAAGGCACCGUUGGCGACUGGAAGAACCACUUCAGCGUGGCUCAGAACCAGCGCUUCGACCAACUCUUUCAGAGGGAAAUGAAGGAGUUCCCACUCUCGUUCAUCUGGGACAUGAAGGACCUGCAGUGAUGCCUCACUGUCAUUACAACCACGCACAGGAGCACAUUAUCAGGCUAUAGCAGGGGUCGGCAACCCAAAAUGUUGAAAUAUUGGACCGAAAACACAAAAAACAAAUAUGUUUGGAGCCACAAAAAAUGAAAAGUCUUGUAUAAGUCUUAGAAUGAAGAAACACAUGCUGCAUGUUUCUAUAUUACUUAUAACUGGGGGAAGAUUUUGUUUUCAUUAUGCAUGAGAAAAAAGUCUAAAUGUCGAGAAAAAGUGAAAAUGUUGAGAAAAAAGUCAAAAUGUCGAGAAAAAAGUCGAAAUGUUGAGAAAAAAGUCAUAAUGUCGAGAAAAAAGUCGAAAUGUCGAGAAAAAAGUCGAAAUGUUGAGAAAAAAGUCGAAAUGUUGAGAAAAAAGUCAAAAUGUCGAGAAAAAAGUCGAAAUGUUGAGAAAAAAGUCGAAAUGUUGAGAAAAAAGUCAAAAUGUCGAGAAAAAAGUCGAAAUGUCCAGAAAAAAGUCGAAAUGUCGAGAGAAAAGUAAAAAUUUCGAGAAAAGUCCAAAUUUAGAGAAAAAAGUCAAAAUUUCAAGAAAAAAGUUGAAAGAUUAAAAAGGAAAGGAAAAAGGAAAAAAAAGAGAAAAGAGAAAAAAGGGAAAAAAAGAAAAAAAGGAAAAAAGGAAAAAAAGAAAAAGAGAAGAAAAAAGAGAGAAA